Messenger RNA from Diachasma alloeum, 1180 nucleotides. RefSeq names its product protein giant (gene gt). Gene Ontology annotation, biological process: regulation of transcription by RNA polymerase II. The record is from RefSeq and is a predicted model, not a curated record. NCBI's taxonomy places the organism in Eukaryota, Metazoa, Arthropoda, Insecta, Hymenoptera, Braconidae. Gene Ontology annotation, cellular component: nucleus. Bases 209 to 1180 code for a protein of 323 amino acids. The transcript is spliced from 2 exons. Gene Ontology annotation, molecular function: RNA polymerase II cis-regulatory region sequence-specific DNA binding; DNA-binding transcription factor activity, RNA polymerase II-specific.
CUCCGGAACGUUCAGUUCUUCUUGUGUUUCUUCAGUGUUAAAAAAUCCUCUAUUUCUUCACUGGGAAAAUCGUAUUACUUCGGUUUAUUCUAUUUUCAUUUUGUUCCGACGACGAAUUGUCUAGACAGAAUUUGUGUGGUUUUUGUGGUGAUCAAUAAGUGACUUAAUUAACACUGGAAUUUUUUGGAAGAAAUUGACAUUCCUCUCCAUGGCGAUGGAUUCCUACAAUCAGUCGCACCCCACUGAUCACGCGCUGGACUUCACGAAGCCCGCAAAGAAGGACGCGGAGCCUCCGAUCCUGGACCUGUCCUGCAGAAAAGAUCAAUUACCCCAACGAAUCUCCUACAGCUUAAGCCCAGCAUCCUCAGAGCCUCGCUCCCUCUCUCCCACGAGUGAAUCACAUACAAGCGAGCCUCCCCAGCACCAACUGGGCUUCAAGGACGAGCGAAAGAGUCCAUUCGAGGGUCGAACGUUCAUGGUGACACCUCCCUCAGAAACCGACUCCCCAAAGAAGCCAAAGUACGAGCCAAUUUAUCCUCAAAUAGCUCCAAUAACGUCUGAAAUAACUCAUCGUUAUCCACUGCUGCCCAGGAAUCUGCCAAUGCCAGUGGCAAUUCCCCCGGCGAUGCCACCCCUUCUCCCUAAUCAGAACGGAGGAACAAUGAAGCAGAUACAGAUGCCAGUGUUGAGUUCCAACACUCCACCGAAUAAUCAAGAGGUUUCACUCCCUCUGGUCUCCCCAGAAACGUCGAAAAAGGCACCGAGACCCUUCAAGGCUUAUCCGAAGGACCCUCUCGCCCUCACAAUGGGCCCGGAGAUCAUCUACGAUCAGAACUCCAACGAAGCUUACUCAGAAUUUAGAAAGAGAAUGCUGGACUCUGUCAGGAAAACGAACGAGGGUACCAACAUCAAAAUGAGGAGGGUCAGCAAAAGCCCGGGGCUGCCCACCAGCACCAUGGGUGUCUUGGAUGAUAAAGAUGCUGCUUACUGGGAGAGGAGGAGGAAAAACAAUGAGGCUGCCAAGAGGUCCAGGGACGCGCGGAGAGCUAAGGAAGACGAAAUCGCCAUUCGUGCGGCAUUCCUCGAACAGGAGAACAUGAAAUUAAAAUAUGAACUCGUGGCGUUGAGAAACGAAACUGCCAAGCUUAGGUGUAUGGUUUACUCAAAUNGAAGAAUUUAA